AUGGCAGCACGACAACAACAACGGCGAAAAUUUCAUAAGAGGAGAGACAUAUUCCGGGAUUUCAGUGAUGCUGAGCUCAUCCGAAGAUACCGUCUGGAUCGUGCUGGCACCGUAGCAGUGACAGACUUGGUGAGGAACGAACUUCACAGUCAAACUUCCCGAAAUAAAGCACUCCCUCCAGAGCUGAAGGUGGCUAUAACUCUGCGUUAUUUAGCUACUGGCAAAAUGCAGCUGUGCAGUGGAGAUGAUUUUGGUGUGUCACAGCCAACUAUCAGCCGUGUGAUUUGGCAAACAAUCAUUGCAUUAAUUGCCUCUUGUGUCUUCCACCAGUUUGUGAAGUUUUCACUGACUAGGCAAGAAGUUCAGAGAAAGCAGGUGGAGUUCAUGGCUAUAGCCGGAUUUCGUGGAGUAGUGGGCGUGAUUGACGGGACCCACGUGCGUAUUGUGGCACCCAAAGAUGAUGAGUACACCUAUGUGAACAGGAAACGCUACCAUAACAUCAAUGUCCAGGUAGUGUUUGAUGCCACCUUCAUGAUCCUGGACAUAGUAGCAAAAUGGCCUGGAUCAGUGCAUGACGCCCGCAUCCUGGAUGAAUCUGGACUCAAGAUGUUAUUUGACCAGAAUUAUGUGCCACAACCGUGCCAUCUCUUUGGGGACAAUGGAUAUCCCUUCAAGCAGUGGCUCCUAACACCAUAUACAAAUCGUCAGCUAGCAGGCCCUGAAGCCAAUUACAACAGGUAA
Portunus trituberculatus (swimming crab) is the source of this 741-nucleotide messenger RNA. Its product is annotated as putative nuclease HARBI1. Lineage: Eukaryota; Metazoa; Arthropoda; Malacostraca; Decapoda; Portunidae. The transcript has a single exon. The record is from RefSeq and is a predicted model, not a curated record. The coding region runs from base 1 to 741 and encodes 246 amino acids.